AAUUCCCCAGUUUUCUUCUUUCUCCACUCCCUCACCUCCUUCUUAAUCACUUCCUUUAACGUUUCCUUAAACCCCCCCAAUCUCUCUCUCUACACUCUUUCUCUAUCCAUCCCCACCAAAUCUCCAUUAACAAUACACCAAUAUCUUCAAAGCAAAGCAUCGAAUUUCUCCACCCAUUCAACAAAAUAUAAUCCACCCACACAAAUUCAAACAUAAGUAAGAAAACCCAAUUCAAAUUACCCAAUUUCGAGUAAAAAAAACCCCACAAAAAAGGAGUCAAAUUUUUCAUGGUAAAUGCAAUGGAAAUUCCGCGGAGUGUAAUUGGUGAAUUGGGUGCAGGUAUUACAUCAUCGGAGCUCCGAGAAACAGCGUACGAGAUCUUAAUUGGAGCAUGUCGGAGCUCUACCGGGUCAAAGCCAUUGACUUACAUCCCUCAAUCGGAACGGAAUACGUCAACGGAUAGGGAUAGGAGUACAUCAUCGUUGACGACAUCGCCGUCGUUGCAGAGGUCAUUGACGUCCGCUGCGGCGAGUAAAGUGAAGAAGGCGCUUGGGAUAAGUAGUGGAGGUAGGAGAAAAGGAGGAGAGAGGAAAUCAGGGGGGACUGUGGGAGAGAUGAUCAGGGUUCAAAUGAGGGUUUCGGAGCAAAUUGAUUCUAGGGUUCGUAGGGCUUUUCUUAGAAUUGCUGCUGGUCAGUUAGGAAGACGGAUAGAAUCAAUUGUAGUGCCGUUGGAGCUAUUGCAGCAGUUGAAGCAAUCAGAUUUUCCUAACCAGCAAGAGUUUGAGGCAUUCCAGAAGAGAAGCUUGAAGUUACUAGAAGCUGGGCUUCUCCUCUAUCCUUAUGUUCCCUUGGAUAAGUCAGACAAUGGUGCCCAGCGGCUGAAACAGAUCAUUCGAGGAGCCUCUGAGAAGCCUAUUAUGGAAACUGGAAAGAAUAGCGAGUUUAUGCAGGUUCUUCGAACUGUUGUGAUGACACUUUCGUGCAGAUCCUUUGAUGAUCAGGCUUCAAAUAUGUGUCAUUGGGCAGAUGGAUUCCCAUUGAAUCUUCAUAUAUACCAGGUGCUUCUUGAGGCUUGUUUUGAUGUAGAUGAUGAGACUUCUAUUAUUGAAGAAGUAGAUGAGGUUUUAGAACUUAUCAAAAAGACUUGGGUGAUUCUUGGCAUGAAUCAAGAGUUGCAUAACCUUUGUUUUUUGUGGACUCUCUUUCAUCGUUAUGUGGAGACCGGUGAAAUUGAAGACGACCUCUUGUUUGCAGCUAGCAAUCUCUUAGCUGAAGUUGAAAAUGAUGCCAAGACUAUGAAAGAUGUUGACUAUUCCAAGGUUUUGAGUUCUUCUUUAAGUGCAAUGUUGGGAUGGGCAGAGAAGCAGUUGUUGACCUACCAUGAUACUUUUAGCAGUGGUAAUGUCGAAUUGAUGCAAAGUGUUGCUACUUUGGCGGUAACCUCAGCUAAAAUACUGGUGGAAGACAUCUCUCACGAGUAUCGCAAGAAGAGGAAAGAAGUUAAUGUGGCUCGUGACAGGGUUGAAACCUACAUCAGAUCGUCUAUUCGGACUGCUUUUGCUCAGAAAAUGGAGAAGAUCAACUUGAGCAAAUCGUCAUCUAAAAAUCUGCAAAAUCAAAUACCUGUUCUUUCACUCCUUGCACAAGAAGUCACUGAUUUGGCACUUAGUGAAAAGGAGAUAUACAGCCCUAUAUUUAAAAGAUGGCACCCUCUAUCGGCAGGUGUAGCUGCCGCGACUCUUCAUGUUUGCUUUGCCAAUGAGCUGAAGCAAUUUGUUGCUCGCAUUAAUGAGUUAACACCUGAUGCUGUGCAAGUACUCUUAGCCGCUGAUAGGUUGGAAAAGCAACUUGUACAAGUUGCAGUUGAAGAUGCUGUGGAAAGUGAUGAUGGUGGCAAGUCAAUAAUCAAGGAAAUGCCUCCCUAUGACACGGAAGCUGUUAUAGGGACAUUAGUGAAAUCUUGGAUAAGGACCAGAGUUGACAGAUUGAAAGAAUGGGUUGAUAACUAUCUUAAACAAGAGGUGUGGAAUGUACAAGCAAAUAAGGAGCGAGUUGCGCCCUCUCUUAUUGAAGUUUUGCGUAUUGUGGAUGAAACUCUGGAAGCAUUCUUCCUGUUACCAAUACCUAUGCAGCCUGCACUGGUAACUGAUUUGACCAUCAGUCUGGACCGAUGUUUACAGCAUUACAUCCUGAAGGCAAAAUCUGGUUGUGGGACUAGAAAAAGUUACUUGCCUAGCUUGCCUGGUUUAACGAGAUGUUCAGCUGGCUCUAAGUUCUUCAAGAAGAAAGAAAAGUCACAAGUACCGAUGAGAAGAUCGCAGGUUGGAAGUACAAAUGUGGGAGAUCUUUUUGGGAUAUCACAGUUAUGUGUCCGUAUUAACUCAAUGCAGCGUAUUCGCUCUGGAGUUGAUGCUUUGGAAAAAAGAACCAUUACCUAUCUAAAAAGUUCAGGAUCUGCUGACUAUAAAGGGACCAAGUUUGAACUUUCCAUUGCUGCAUCUUUUGAAGCGAUCCAUGAACUCAGCGAAAUAACCAGUUACAAGAUUGUUUUCCAAGAGUUGAGUCAUGUUUUGUGGGACGGUUUAUAUGUUGGUGAGGUUUCAUCAUCUAGAAUCGAGCUUUUCCUUCAGGAACUGGAGCAUUACUUAGAAACUAUCGCAACAACGGUGCAUGAUAGAGUUAGAACCCGUCUCAUCACCGAGGUUAUGAAAGCUUCGUUUGAAGGGUUUUUGUUAGUUUUGGUUGCUGGAGGCCCUUCUCGGUCUUUUACUCAACAAGAUUCCGUCAUAAUUGAAGAGGAUUUCAAGUCCCUUUGUGAUUUGUUUUGGUCAAACGGGGAUGGUUUGCCUUCUGAAGUGAUUGACAGGUUUGCAACAACUUUGAAAACGAUCCUCCCUGUUCUCCGUAUUGACACAGAGAGCUUGAUUGAGCAAUUGAAGCAAGCAAUAAUGCAGAGCUAUGACUCUUCUGCUGCUAAGUCCAGACUACCUUUGCCUCCAACGACUGGGGAGUGGGACGUAACUGAGCCAAAUACACUUCUAAGAAUACUUUGUCACCGAGAUGAUGAAUUGGCAGCAAAGUUUCUCAAGAGAACCUAUGGUCUGCCCACAAAGCUGAGUUAAGAAAUUUCUGUUGGACUUCAGAAAUUGGGUUUGCUGUGUAUAUUUUCUGACUAUUUUUAUGGGUGGAAGCUACAUACAUAAAACAAGCAAGUCUGCAUUGAUCUUCAGAGCUUCCAGUAAGUUGAGAUAAUUUUAUGCUAAUAAUAUUGGUUGAUUAUUUAUUAACACAUGUAUAUAAUUAUAGCGCUAUUUGUUAAGUGGGGUGGUUUAGAAUAAAUUUUUUGUGUUCUUUUUUUUUUCAAUUAGAUACUUGUUAUGGUCUAGUGAUUCAUGAUUUGUUGAUGCUUUUGAGCUCUAGUGCUUGAAUAAAUUGGUAUUGAUAGUCUUUCCAUAACUUGCAAGUUAAUAAUGAAAGUCCCCAGCCGCCAUUUUCUACGGGGUAAUUUUUUGA
This is a messenger RNA of Spinacia oleracea (spinach), 3513 nucleotides long. RefSeq names its product protein unc-13 homolog. The record is from RefSeq and is a predicted model, not a curated record. The transcript is spliced from 5 exons. The coding region runs from base 288 to 3122 and encodes 944 amino acids. NCBI's taxonomy places the organism in Eukaryota, Viridiplantae, Streptophyta, Magnoliopsida, Caryophyllales, Amaranthaceae.